Molecule: messenger RNA, 5468 nt
Organism: Clupea harengus (Atlantic herring)
Lineage: Eukaryota; Metazoa; Chordata; Actinopteri; Clupeiformes; Clupeidae
Gene: agtpbp1
Product: ATP/GTP binding carboxypeptidase 1
Exons: 27
Coding region: 684-4211 (1175 amino acids)
Biological process (GO): C-terminal protein deglutamylation; proteolysis; protein side chain deglutamylation
Molecular function (GO): zinc ion binding; metallocarboxypeptidase activity
Source: RefSeq, a predicted model, not a curated record
CAUCUGUCUCAUAAUAAAUACCGCGAGGCGGAUGUUUAUGGGCAUCAUUGGUGUGUAACAUUAGUAAGCAAGCAAGCGUGCGAGCUAGCUAGCCUCCCAGCUAGUAGAAUAGGCUGAGUAACGUUAAGUAUACUUAGGGUCAUAGCAGGUGCAUUGGUUGUCUCCGCCAGCCUGAGCUAUUCGCGUCAGUCAGUCACGUUAGACCUAACUGCUGUCAGUUGUAGUAGUGUCAUUAAGAUUUAAUGCGUUCUCAUGUGCCAGCUGCAUGCCGUGACAAGUGACAGCAUGAUAGGGUUAGGUUAGCUAAUAUACGUUUUGGAGAGUUGCUCGCUGUGGCUAACUCGCUGAAUUGUAGCUACUCGGUGCUCUAACCCGCAACAGGCGUCGGUGAGGCUGUUAAACAUCCAACCGCCUAGCGUAGCAUCUGAAAACCUUGGCAGCUACGGUUAAGCGUCACUAAGCUUGGGGAGGAUUAUUAGCUGUGCGGUUUUCAGUGCAGUAACGGUACUCUGCCUAGUGUUUCACGUUUCAGGCUGUGGCUUAUCGUGGCUCAUCAGAAACACGAUAUAGAGACGGCUGCAAGCACAGAAGAGAAAGUAACGCUGUGGAUUGAAUUCACAUGAGGGUGUAGAAUCUCAUCUCCUGCUAUGAGAGGUGACUGACAGGUGUGUGGGUGAGGAGAUAUGAAUAAACCCAAAAUGGCUUUGGAGAAAGGUGUUCCCAGCAGCUCCAGGGUACUGAUGUUACUGGGCCAGCUGGAGAGAAUGAACGGAGAGGCCAUGCUGUCAGAAUCAGAGGUCAGCCGGCAGAUCACCAGCAAGAUCCUGCACCUCAUUCAGACCCAGGAAAAGACCAGGAAGGAGCUGACUACUAAGGGCUCCGGUGGAAUGGAGGUCAUCUUGGCCACACUGGAGAACGCACGGGACCUGCAGACCAUCUUGAAUAUCCUGUGCAUCCUGAAUGAGCUGCUGAGCGUAGGUGGAGGAAGGCGGAUAGGUGUGUGUGUGAGUAAAGGUGGCACAGCCGUGCUGCUACAGCUGCUGAUCAGCUCCAGUAAGGAAACUCCUCCCAAUGAAGAACUCAUGCUGAAUGUCCACUCGCUGCUGGCCAAAAUAGGACCCAAAGAUAGGAAGUUUGGUGUGAAGGCUCGUCUGACCGGGGCGCUGAACGUGACUGUUAACCUCCUGAAGCAGAAUGUCCACAACAACAAACUCCUGUUGCCAUGCCUACAGGUGCUGCGUGUCUACUCAGCCAACUCGGUGAAUGCAGUCUCAUUAGGAAAGAAUGGAGUUGUGGAGUUGAUGUUUAAAGUCAUCGGACCCUACAGCAAGAAGAACACCAGUCUGAUGAAAGUGGCAUUGGACACACUAGGAGCAUUGCUGAAAUCCAAGAUGAAUGCCCGGCGUGCUGUGGAGAGGGCACAAGUGGCCACCCUGCUGUCCAUCUACCAGGACUGGCACCGCAACGACACACGCCACCGCCACACCCUCAUCCGCAAGAGCAUUCUGGGAUGCCUGAAGAACGUCACCAACAGCAAGCUGGGCAGGAAGGCCUUCAUUGAGGCCGACGGCAUGAGGAUCCUCUACAACACAUCCACUGAGUGCCUACCUGUGCGAACCCUGGACUCACUGGUGAGCACGUCCAGCCUGAUCAUGAGGAAGUGCUUCCCUAAGAACCGGCUGCCGCUGCCCACCAUUAAGAGCGUGUACCUGCACGCACUACCACACGUGCCAGCAGGGGGCCCCGUGGCGCAGCUCUACAACCAGCCCCCCGGGGUGGACGACGUGGUGGACGAGAGUGAUGAUAACGAGGACAUGGAGCUGGAGACUGAGAACGACACGGAGAACGAAGAGGACGACAAGGACAAGGCUGAAAACGACGACUUUGAGACGGACAUUGCUAAGCUGCGGCCCAGGCAGGGACAGACACGGCCCUUCGAUGAGCUGAGGGUGUACGAGCGCUUCUUUCUGGAACUUUCUGAGGACUUUCAGGAAUUUGACUUGACCGACUCCAAGGCGGGUGUGGGGGUGACACCGGCCCCGCCCCUUCCCAAGCCCCCCAAGCCAAUCCUGGUCCCCUCUGGCCAAGCCCCUCCCAAACCCCCCCAGGAGGCCGCCCCCAAGCCCCCGCGGGGGGAGACAGGCGAGCCCCUGGAGCUGGAGAGCAUCGGCCUGAAGUGCGCCCCAGAGAAGCUGCUCCAGGGGGAGAGCCUCCGCCCCGUGCCCCCAGCGCAGCCCCUACAGGGGGGGGGGACGGCCACGCCGCGGGGCCUGGAGCCUCUGGAGCCUCUGGAGCCCCUGGAGCUGGAGCUGAGCAGCAGCCUGAGCCGGCUGGGUCUGGAGGGGGGCGGCGGCGUGGAGGACGGCGGGGGGGAGCAGGGCGUGCUGGAGGUGCCCGACACGGCGGCGCUGCUGCCCCUGCACGACCCCGAGCUCUACAUCCAGGUGGCCAAGAGCACGCGCUCCGUGCCCAGCUACACGGAGGUGGCCUACCCCGACUACUGCGGCCACCUGGCCCCUGGCUCCCCCGAGCCCAUCCUGGAGAGAGUGUACGGUGUGCAGAGGACUAAGAUCUUUCAGGACAUUGAGCGUCUCAUCCACCCCGGUGACAUCCUGGAUAAAGUAGUCUAUGAUCUCGACCUGCAGAGCUGUCCGGUCAUCGACGACGGAGAGUCACUCAAGUUCAACUCGCAGUUUGAGUCUGGAAACCUGAGAAAGGCUGUCCAAGUCAGGAAGUACGAGUAUGAUUUAAUCUUGAACUCAGACAUCAACAGUAAUCACUACCACCAGUGGUUCUACUUUGAAGUGAGCAGCAUGCGGGUGGGGACGCCGUAUCGCUUCAACAUCAUCAACUGUGAGAAGGCCAACAGUCAGUUCAACUAUGGUAUGCAGGUGCUCAUGUACUCUGUCCAGGAGGCCAUCAGUGGACGGCCGCAGUGGGGGCGAACUGGUCAAGACAUCUGCUACUAUAAGAACCAUUUCUCCAGGAGUUCCAUCGCAGCGGGCGGCCAAAAGGGCAAGUCCUACUACACUAUGACCUUCACUGUGACCUUCCAAUACAAGGAGGAUGUCUGUUACUUCGCCUACCACUACCCCUACACCUUCUCCACCCUCAAGAUGCAUCUUCAGAAGCUGCAGGAGAAGUGUGCGGACGGUGUGUACCUGCGUGAGGAUGUGCUGUGUGAGACGCUGGGGGGCAACCCCUGUCCUCUCCUCACCAUCACCGCCAUGCCCGACAGCGCCAACACAACACACAUCAACCAGCUCAGGAGUCGGCCGGUGGUGUUCCUGACGGGGCGGGUGCACCCGGGCGAGACCAAUGCCAGCUGGGUGAUGAAGGGCACGCUGGAGUUCCUGACGGGCAGCUCCCCCCUGGCACAGAGCCUGCGCGCCUGCUUCCUCUUCAAGGUCAUCCCCAUGCUCAACCCAGACGGGGUCAUCAACGGCAAUCACCGCUGCUCUCUCAGUGGGGAGGACCUGAACCGGCAGUGGCAGCACCCCAUCCCUGACCUGCACCCCACUAUCUACCACGCCAAGGGCCUGCUGCAGUACCUCAACGCCAUCCAGAGGGCGCCACUGGUGUUCUGUGACUACCACGGCCACUCCCGUAAGAAGAAUGUCUUCAUGUAUGGCUGCAGUGUCAAGGAGACAGUCUGGCAGACCAACAUCAACGCCCCCUCAUGUGAACUGCACGAGGACCUGGGCUACAGGACGCUGCCUAAGCUGCUGUCCCAGCUGGCUCCGGCCUUCAGCAUGUCGAGCUGCAGCUUCGUGGUGGAGCGCAGCAAGGAGGCCACGGCCCGUGUGGUGGUCUGGAGGGAGCUGGGUGUCCAGCGCAGCUACACCAUGGAGAGCACCCUCUGCGGCUGUGACCAGGGCAAAUACAAGGGUUUGCAGAUUGGCACGCGUGAGUUGGAGGAGAUGGGGGCUCAGUUGUGUGUGGCACUUCUCCGCCUGCACAGACUCACCUCCCCGCUGGAGCUGCACACACACUCACACACACACACACACAUGCUGGAGGUGGAGAACGAGCUCAUCGAGACGCAACGCUGCAGCGUCACUACCAGCCCCACCACGUACGUGUUAGCGGAGGACGAGCCGGUGCUGGAGGAGGUGGACUACAGCGCCGAGAGCGACACCGACCACGACCUUCAGGACCCCGCGGAGCCGCUGUCCGACUCCGAGCUCAACGACAAGGACCCGCUCAGCUGAGCGUCCAGUCAGCGCCACCCGCCCGCCCGCCCGCCCGCCCGCCCGCCCGCCCCAGCAUUAACACGUAGACACCCAGACUUACCAACCAAACCCUCAGCUGCACAGCCUGCCCAGCCCGCAUACCUGUACACCAUUAUUAUUGUUCUUGACAUCCAGUAGCCCUGUUAUACCUGAACACUCACCUCACCUCACCUUACUGCUCAGCCUUGCUGGAACCCAGCCUCAUGUGAGAACCUGAACAUCCAGGCUUAUCUAGGUACCUGAACACCUUGAGCACCUGUGUUACUUGAACACUUCUGUCUCACCUGGUCGACUGACCACUUUUGCCUCACCUGAACACCUGAAUGGUCCUGUUCAGUAUGACAGGAAAGAACAAAAACUUAACUAUGAGAUAACAGCAUUACGAACACACACACACACACACACACACACACACACACACACACACACACACACACACGCACGCGCGCACACAAACACAUAUACUCUUGGUAUGCAUUUGAAAGACGGCACAUUAGACCUGCUGCAAAGGUACACAAAUAGAACAUGUUUUACAGGCACACACACACACACACACACACACACACACACACACGAACUACACAGAACAUGAAUGUACUAUAAAGCCUUUCACUAUCCUGUAAAGCCUAUCUAUGUAUGUAUGCACUACGCCAGGUCAGCAGGUCACUCCUGCCAGUGUUUCUCCUGAUGGGUGUGUAACUUCAGAAGAGUGUUUUUGUGUACACAACACACACACACAUACCUAUAGUACUUUCUGUCUCCGCACCUGUCUUUGGGAGGAUGAUCUCAUUGUUGGAAUGAGGUCCCCAUGGAGAUGACACGCCCACAGAGAUGUUGUUGCUGUGGAGACGAUGUUCCAUUGGGAAAGGAUCUAUUUUUUUUUUUGUCUGUUUGUUUGUUUUAGCUGUAGAUAUUUUUUGGGCUCUUGUACAGUAGUGCAUGACUUCUGAAUGUUGCCUUUCUUAAUUUAUUUGUUUUAUUGAUUUUUGUGAUAAACCCCUUGUGUCAUGAAGUACAGUGUGUGAGUGUGAGCGUGACUGGGAGUGAGCUAGCACAUGUGUUUGUGUGAAUGAACCGUUGGAAGUGCCCAAAUAUUUGAGUGGAGAGAAAUACAAAAACAAAAACAAAAAAACAAACGUGAUGUUAGCUUUGAUGGCGCUAUGUAACAUGUGAAAGAUUUCAGUGAAAUUAUGGGAAAUAAAAAGGCUGGAGACUGCCUGGCCACUGCUCAGCCUC